AUGGCCGGCGACAGAGACUCGGCUCGCAGCAGAAUCGAACAACUAUGUCGUUCUGACAUGUCCGUCAGUGCAAAGUACGCAGAAUACCCAAGGAAGUCGCCAGGUGAAAUCGCAGAGGAGUUGUUCGGAUCACAUCACCUCUCAACGAUCAUUGCCAAACCGGCAAAUGAAGCAGGAACCACCACCCAGUCGAGGUUUGACUGGGCAAGAUCAUGCGGUCGAUUCCAAGGCACAGAUCCGAGCGAGUUGUUCUUGCAUGCGUUCCACGAUGCCCUUUCGUGCAUCGAUGAUGAUCCGCUCGCCAGUUGCGUCUCGCCUUCGCUAUGUGGUACGACGGGAUAUGUGCCUUUGACCAUCAUCGCUCCAUUGAAUGAUCAACUGCGACAUAUGUCGAACUUGAUUGUGCGUGCGAGGAAGGAAGUGCUGCUCGCCACAAACUUCUGGAAGUCCUCUGGAGCGAGCCAUUUCAUCAACGACGCGAUGAUCGAUCUGUCACGAAGAGCUGGGGCGCGAGGUGAGAGAAUUGUGUUCAAGUUGAUGUUCGACCGUGGGGCUUUGAAGCAGGUAUUCAACAAUCACCAGAAUGUUCCGCCGGCUGCGUGGCAGGCCACUGGGGUUGGUCUACCUGCGCCAGAGGAUAUCCCAAAUAUUGAUCUUGCGAUUGUGAAUUUCCAUCGGCCGCCUCUUGGGACCUUCCAUAGCAAGUUCAUGAUCGUUGAUCGACAGAUUGCAACUUGUUCCAGCCACAACAUCCAAGACAAUGACAAUUUGGAAAUGAUGUCACACCUUGAAGGUCCUAUCGUGGACAGCUUUUGGGAGACAUUUAUCAUAUCAUGGCACAACAACCUCGAGCCACCUCUGCCAUGUCGAAAUACACCGGCAACGAACGAAGUUGCUCCGACGCUGCAGGAAUCCUCGUUCCUCGAUCUUUUCGAGCCAGAUGGCAGAUUCCGCCUUCCGGAAAGACCAGCCCAAGAGAAACAUGCAGAGCACAUGUCAGGUUCGCCUCAUUACGAUGAUUCCUUGGCAGGCGAGAUUUAUCGCCUGCAAUCAGUACUCAAGCCAGAAGAUGCCUCCCUUCCAUACGUCGACACAAUCGCCAAGCACCUGAAUGCUCCCACGAAGAUCAACAUCAAAGCUACUGCGCCAGACAGGGCUGACAAGCUGAACUUCUUCCCUUUUAUCCCGCUGCCGAGCACAGAUCCUAUACCCAUGGCCGUGGUUUCCCGCAAACCAUACGCAAGUCUCAACACCGAUAGCCUUGUUGUUCCACAGAACGAAGCAUGGCUAAGUCUCAUUCGAAACGCAAAGCACGACAUCUUCAUACAGACACCAGACCUCAACGCAAAACCUCUUCUACCCGCCAUCAUAACCGCCUGCAAACGAGGUAUACCCGUAACAUACUACGUCUGUCUGGGUUACAACGAUGGCGGCGAGCUCCUACCUGGCCAGGGUGGGACGAAUGAGAUGGCUGCUCAUUAUUUAUACUCCCAGCUGCAACCUGAAGAUUGUCAGUUCCUCAAAGUACACUACUACGUUGCCGCGGAUCAGGAUCAUCCUAUCCAUAACAACUUCAAGCAAAGGAGCUGCCAUAUCAAACUCAUGAUUGUAGACCAAACAGUCGCUAUCCAGGGUAGCGGCAACCAGGAUACGCAAUCAUGGUUUCACUCGCAGGAGGUGAAUGUCAUGAUGGAUUCGCAGGCUGUGUGUAAGGCGUGGAGGGAAGGGAUCGAAAGAAAUCAGAAUACUGCGAUUUAUGGACGCGCCAAGGAAGAUGGAUGCUGGUAUGAUUCGAAUGGGAAGUUGGCCGACGGAAGCUUAGGGAACGAUGCUGGCCAUUUCUCGUGGGCGAAGGGCAUGAUAGGAACUUUGAAAAAAGCCAAGGGAGAUUAG
Ramularia collo-cygni is the source of this 1893-nucleotide messenger RNA. RefSeq names its product related to IQ calmodulin-binding motif protein. Gene Ontology annotation, molecular function: catalytic activity. The transcript is spliced from 4 exons. The coding region runs from base 1 to 1893 and encodes 630 amino acids. The record is from RefSeq and is a predicted model, not a curated record. NCBI's taxonomy places the organism in Eukaryota, Fungi, Ascomycota, Dothideomycetes, Mycosphaerellales, Mycosphaerellaceae.